UAAGCGAUGAAGGACAAUCAACCAAACCCAGGAUGAAUGCUGCAAUUGCAACACUCCAAGAGAUAUGUCAAGACCAUAGAGACCGUCUACGGCGACAUUGUGACCAUAUCGCUUCCAAUCAGAACGGCAUAACCUCCAAAACAGAGAAGGUCGACACCUUAGCGACACAGGUCGCCAACAUCACUGCUUCAAGAGCAAGGAGAAUUGAGAAAGAUGCUGAAGCAUUACGCGGAGUUGAGCGUGUUGCUGAAGCUGCUGAGCGGACGUAUGCGUCGCUUGAGGCGGUCUUGACGACCUUGAAGUCAAUUGACGCCUUGUUGCCGAGAGAAGAGCGAUUGGGAACAGACAACUCGGCACACAAGGAGCACUACCCAAGGUUACAUGCCCUCCUUUCGUCACGUACGAAACAUGCGCCGCUUACCAAGACGCCAAGACACUGUUCGGGCCGACCUACACUACGACACAAGAAGUCACAAGCAACCCUCCUAACCGCCGCUCCAGCCCUCAAACUCCGCACCCUCACCCCGACGGCCUCAACGUCCCUUAACGUCGCGUCCCUACCAGUACCAGAAGCCGAUGGAGUCAGUACACGGAGUACAGUAGCAGAAAGCUCUCGGAGUCGGUGGACGAUAGCGAGUCGGAGUUUUUCUGUUUUGGGGAGUUUGAUGGGUGGGAGACGGGAGCCGACGGAGGUUAGGGCGGAGGAUAAGUUGAGGAUGAUGGUUGGUGAUCGGAGACGGGGGAAUAGGGUUGUGAGCGAACCAAUCGGUAGACGGUAGAAACGGCAUAUCAAAUGCAACUUUGGAAGUCACGCGUG
This is a messenger RNA of Saitoella complicata NRRL Y-17804, 817 nucleotides long. RefSeq lists its product as uncharacterized. The transcript is spliced from 4 exons. The record is from RefSeq and is a predicted model, not a curated record. NCBI's taxonomy places the organism in Eukaryota, Fungi, Ascomycota, Saitoellomycetes, Saitoellales, Saitoellaceae. Bases 33 to 779 code for a protein of 248 amino acids. Gene Ontology annotation, biological process: lysosome localization.